GAACACUUAUCCACCGGCUUUUUUGAACAGCCUCCGACUACAGACACCGGCACUCCGAUACGCGCAUAGCGGCCGCUUUUCCGACUCUGCACAUACCACCUUUUCUCUGUUUUGUGCCGCUGCUCGCAGAUCACCGGGACCUCCCCCAGUUCAAGCUAGCCGAUGUUCAGACUACUGCCAUUGGUCUCCCUGGGAUAUCUCCGGGCCGCCCGCAAUAUACACAGCGGCGCCCGGCGCCUCCAGAACACACAGUCCGCGAACCCGUUUUUGUACCCGAGCUCGGUGCUGGACUUGGCCCAGAAAAUCGGGGCCAGCCUCGCGGCACGUGACUCGCCGGUGCCCAAGGAGCGUGUUCUAGAUGCCUUGAGGGCAUGCAAACGCCUCCAGGACCAGGUCACCGAGCACGACAAGCUCCGGCGGGAUCCUGCACAGCAGCAGAUCCAGCAGCAGAUCGACGUGGUCUUGCUGAGCGACAACGUGGAGUUCGACGCGGCACUUUUGAAGCAGGUGUUCUUGCUCAAGUUCCCACAGGCCACCACGAUCAAGAUCCUCCUGCGCUUCUACGAGCGGAACCCGGACGCGUACAUUGCCAAGAACGACGCCUUGAUUCCGUUCCGCGACUCGUUGUUCAACGCGGACUUGCACAGCGCCAUCCGAAUCACGGACAUGACCACGGGCCACCCCAACUACAUCAAGCACAAAAGCGCCGUGUUGCGCCUGGGCACCCUCAAGUUGGCCGCGUCGGCGAUCGGCAUCACGCUCUUCUCGAAGUUGGGCGUGCAGCACGUGAUCGACAUGGGCUGGCUCCUGCCCACGUGGCACCACUUGGCGUCGCUCAACGCCAUGUUCUUGACGUACUUCCUCAACUCGAGCUUCUUUGUCACCGUGGUCAAGUUCGGGCGCCAGUUGAACUCUGCGGGCGGCGACUUCUUGACGUGGCAGAAGGGCACGUUCUACACCCACUGGUACCGGCACGCCGACGAAAUGGCCAUGUGCACCAAGAUCAUGGAGGCGGACGUGAAGUUGAAUGGCGGGCCCGGCAACAGCGCGUGGCUCGUCGAGGAGCUCUGCAGGAAAAACGACCGGCUCGACGAAGGCGCCAACUUGAAGGCGGGCUUCACGCGCGACGGGCAGAAGAUCCGGCUCCUUGAGCCCAGGGACAGCAUUGAGGACUUGAAGUUGCAGGCCUACUGGAUGAGCGGUGGCGACGGGUUUGAGUGGGUGGAGCCGGACCAGGACCCGGCCGAGUUGUUGUGGAGGCAGCAUUUGAGCAAGCUCCACGCCCCGGCCGUGGCUGGUGCGGACACCAAGAACUUGGGGUGGGCCGAGGAUUUGAUUGAGGAGAAGUAGAGUCUACGAGGCUCUGCUGGACCGGGCGGUUACAUGUAUAUACAAGGACAGUCAAUAGAAGCCGCCGCGAGAUGCUGUGUUGUCCCUGGCAUGGCCGGGAGGCCCCCUGGCCGUUUGUCUGGCAUUGAGCUUGGGGGUUCUGGUGAGCAUGCUUUGAGCUGUAGUUCUGGUGAGCAGGCUUUGAGCUGUAUUUCUGAUGAGAGGCUUUGAGCUGUAGUUCUGGUGAGCAUGCAUUGAGCUGGAGGGUUCUGGUGAGCAGGGUUUGAGCUGUAGUUUUGGUGAGCAGGGUUUGAGCUGUAUUUCUGAUGAGAGGCUUUGAGCUGUAUUUCUGAUGAGAAUGAGAGGCCUUGAGCUGUAGGGUUCUGG
Messenger RNA from Metschnikowia bicuspidata var. bicuspidata NRRL YB-4993, 1716 nucleotides. RefSeq lists its product as uncharacterized. The transcript has 2 exons. Bases 163 to 1350 code for a protein of 395 amino acids. Lineage: Eukaryota; Fungi; Ascomycota; Pichiomycetes; Serinales; Metschnikowiaceae. The record is from RefSeq and is a predicted model, not a curated record.